This is a messenger RNA of Diaporthe citri, 1281 nucleotides long. RefSeq lists its product as uncharacterized. The transcript is spliced from 3 exons. Lineage: Eukaryota; Fungi; Ascomycota; Sordariomycetes; Diaporthales; Diaporthaceae. Gene Ontology annotation, molecular function: FAD binding. Gene Ontology annotation, biological process: secondary metabolite biosynthetic process. Bases 1 to 1281 code for a protein of 426 amino acids. The record is from RefSeq and is a predicted model, not a curated record.
AUGACGGAAACAUCCUCGAUCAAGAUUGCCGUGAUUGGCGGGGGCCUGGCUGGUGCAACCAUUGCACAUGCCCUCCUUCGACAUGCUCACCUCGACGUCCACAUCUACGAAUCAGCGCCCGAGUUCUCCGAGCGCGGCGCAGCUGUCGGACUGGCCAGCGAUGCACAGCGGGCUCUGAAACAAGUCGUCGGGGAGGCCGAGGCCAGCAGCCUGCUUGAGAAAGCAGGCGCGGUACCUCAGGCGUCUACGCGACUGUGCAUUGGAUCGGGACCGCAGGCAGGAACCGUCAUGAUGGAUCUCGGUGGUGGUGACCCGAAGGACGCUGGGAGGGUUGUGCACCGUGCUUCGCUCCUCCGCGAGCUCCUCGCGCCGCUUCCCACCGGCCGACUUCACGCGAGCAAGGCACUCUCCGAGAUCACCCCUGCUGCUGAUGGUGAGGGUGGCGUCAAAGUCACUUUCCGUGACGGACAAGAAGUGACCUUCGACGCGGUCAUCGGCGCAGACGGCAUCUUCGGCGCUGUGAGACGGCAUGUGUUGCAGGGGGCUGCCGAUGCCGAGGGAGCUUCAGCCGCCGGGUUCUGGGACUGCAGAAAUCUCGUUCCGUUUGAAAAGGCGCGGGACACCCUCGGCGCGAAGUUCUUCGAGCAGGAUCGGCAGUACGGAUGGGCUGGGAACGGAGCAUUCAUCAUGCAUGAUGUCUUGGAGAACAGAACCAAGGUGCAGUGUGUCGUAUCGGCUGUCGAGAAAGAUCACCCCAAGGAUCGCAAGAGGGCCUUGACGCGGGAGUUCCUAGAGGAGACCUUGCGUGACUGGCUUGACGGGCCAGUUGGCAAGGGUAUGAUAGAGCUUAUGCUCGACCAAGACGAUCCUCAAGCAUAUUCUCAGUGGGAACACAAAUCCACCAGCACCUUCGCCAAUGGCCGGGUUUGUAUCGCCGGUGAUGCUGCUCACGCCACGACUCCGUGGCAGGGCGCCGGUGCCGGCCAGGCUUUCGAGGACGCCUUGAUUCUAGGCAUUUUACUCGGCCAGGUCAAGCGGCCGUCUGAGAUUUCUCAUGCUUUCCAGGCCUACAGUGCUGUUAGGAAGGAGAGGUGUCAGAGGGUCAUUGACUCUAGCAGGGGAACGGGGCAGAUCUUCUGUGGUCAGAACCCGGAGGCUGGCUUGGAGCCUGACAAGAUCAUGGGCCUCUUGGCACCUAGAUGGGGGUUCAUCGGCGGUAUCGAUUUUGAUGCUUAUAAGGAAGAAGCGUUGGCCAAGAUGAAGGAGCUUCAGGGAAUUUGA